This is a messenger RNA of Manihot esculenta (cassava), 1263 nucleotides long. RefSeq names its product receptor-like protein 7. NCBI's taxonomy places the organism in Eukaryota, Viridiplantae, Streptophyta, Magnoliopsida, Malpighiales, Euphorbiaceae. The record is from RefSeq and is a predicted model, not a curated record. The transcript has 2 exons. Bases 1 to 1263 code for a protein of 420 amino acids. Gene Ontology annotation, molecular function: protein binding.
AUGGAGUGCGAUGAGAAAACUAAUCAUGUCGUUAGCCUUGACCUAAGUGAGAGUUGUAUUUAUGGGUCGAUCAACUCCAACAUCACUCUCUUUCGCCUUGUCCAUCUUCAAACACUUAAUCUUGGAAGCAACGACUUCAUCCACUCUCAAAUCCCAUCCGAAAUAGGCCAACUCUCGAGGUUAACUCAUCUCGACCUUUCUUUUCCUGGCUUUUCUGGCUUUUCUGCCGAAAUCCCAGCUGAAAUCUCUAAUCUUUCAAUCUUGGUUUCCCUUGAUCUAUCUCAUAAUCUUGAUUUCAUUAGUUCUGAUGGAUUAUUGAAGCUCCGUCAGACUAGCUUCAGAGGUCUAGUUCAAAACAUGACCAAUUUGAAGGAACUUGAUCUAGAAUGCGUGGACAUUUCUUCAACGGUUCUCGCAAAUCUUUCAUCUUUGGAGUCUCUCCAUCUUUGUGGUUGUGAAUUGCAUGGUGAAUUUCCGGCGAGCAUUUUCUCGCUUCUGAACUUAAAGAUAAUCAACUUAUGUGAAAAUAUAAAUCUAACAUGUUUUUUGCCUGACUUCCACCCGAGAAGUCACCUUGAAAGAUUGAGGCUCUUCUCAACAAGUUUUUAUGGAAAAGUACCUCCUUCUAUUGGAAACCUUACUAAUCUUGUUUGGCUUGACCUCUCAGAUACUCUACAUAACUCAACUUCUUCACUCUCUUGGAUUGGAAGACUCACCCAGCUCACUUAUCUGGGGCUUGCUGCCUGGAGAGAUGAUUGUAAAUUGAGAAUGAUUAGCAUCAGUUACAAUCAAUUACAAGGACAAGUUCCAAAAUCAUUAGCCAAUUGUUCAUCGUUACAGUUGGUUGAUUUUGGUAACAACCAAAUAACUGAUACUUUUCCUUCUUGGUUGGGAAAUCUUGUAGAGUUGAGAAUUCUGAUUUUGAGAUCUAACCAUUUUUAUGGUGUGAUACAUCAGAAACCAAAAACCAAAGGCUUCCCAAGUCUUCGAAUCAUCGACUUAUCCGGCAAUGGUUUCAUCAGAAAGCUGCCAUCGCUGUACUUAGACAUGUGGGAAGCCAUGAAAUCCAUCCAAGCAAACCACAUGACAUACAUGGGGGAAAAUAUAAGGCCCAAUUUCACAGACGUUGAUACUUACUAUAGGGAAUAUGAUUACUCAAUGACUAUGUUCAACAAAGGAGUGAAACUGGAAUACGACAAGAUUCAAGAUAUUUUCCUUGCCAUUGAUCCCUCCAACAACAGAUUUCAAGGAAAAAUCCCAUAA